AUGGCAGCCUCAGCAGCUUUAAAAGCCCGCGUCCCACGGCAAAGCUACCUGAAGAAGCUCGCAAAAGCUGAAGACCUGAUCGAUUACUUCCCGCAUGGCUCGUACAUCGGAUGGUCAGGUUUCACCGGCGUUGGCUAUCCUAAAAAAAUUCCCACCGCCCUAGCCGAGCAUGUUGAACGCAACAACCUUCAAGGAAAGCUCAAAUACAACCUCUUCGUCGGCGCCUCCUCCGGCGCGGAAACGGAGAACAGAUGGGCGCGCAACAACAUGAUCGAGCGGCGGGCUCCCCAUCAGGUGGGCAAGGAGAUUGCGAGGGGCAUCAACAAUGGCAACAUCAAGUUCUUCGAUAAGCAUCUCAGCAUGUUUCCUGUGGACUUGAUGUAUGGCUACUAUACCAUGCACAAGGAGAACAAUCGCCUGGAUGUGGCCAUCGUGGAGGCCAGUGCUAUUACGGAGGAUGGCGGGAUAGUGCCUGGCGCAUCUGUGGGAGCAAGUCCAGAGAUCAUCCAAAUGGCUGAGAAGGCGAGUUGCUACAAGCACUUACUCAGUAACUCAAGGCUAAUGGCCGGGCAGAUCAUCAUCGAGGUCAACACUGCAACGCCGUCGUUCUACGGACUCCACGAUAUCACUAUGACGGAUCUGCCUCCUCGCCGGAAGCCGUACCUUAUCAUGUCGCCAGAAGACCGCAUUGGGACACCUUACAUUCCUGUGGACCCAGAUAGAGUGGUUGCGAUCAUCGAGUCCGAUUAUCCGGAUCAGACGCAACCCAAUGCGCCUGAAGACGAAAGCUCCCGAGCCAUUGCGGGCAACUUGAUCGAGUUUCUGCAGCAUGAGGUCAAGCACGGACGACUACCCGACAACCUUCUGCCCAUCCAGUCAGGUAUCGGCAACAUCGCUAAUGCCGUUGUCGGCGGUCUUGCUUCCGGCGGCGCAAACUUCAAGAACCUCCGCGUGUGGACCGAAGUCCUCCAAGACAGCUUCCUCGACCUCUUCGACAGCGGCAACCUCGACUUCGCGACCGCAACCAGCAUCCGCUUCUCGCCCGACGGCUUCAAGCGCUUCUACGACGGCUGGACUGACUACGCCCCCAAGCUGCUCCUGCGCUCGCAGCAGGUGUCCAACUCGCCUGAGAUCAUCCGGCGGCUGGGCGUCAUCGGCAUGAAUACGCCUGUGGAAGUCGACAUCUACGCCCACGCGAACAGCACGUGCGUCAUGGGAAGUCGAAUGCUGAAUGGACUGGGCGGUUCGGCGGACUUUUUGAGGAGCGCGAAGUAUAGCAUUAUGCAUACGCCAAGUACGCGGCCGAGCAAGACGGAUCCGACGGGUGUGAGUUGUAUUGUGCCCAUGUGUACGCAUGUUGAUCAGACGGAACAUGAUUUGGAUGUUAUUGUUACUGAGCAGGGGCUUGCCGACGUCCGCGGCCUCUCACCCAAGGAGCGAGCGAGGGUGAUCAUCGACAAGUGCUCACAUCCUGACUACAAGCCUAUCCUGCAGGACUACUUCGACAAGGCGGAGUAUGAGUGUAUGAAGAAGGGCUGGGGGCAUGAGCCGCACUUGCUGUGGAAUGCGUUUGAUAUGCACAAGAAUUUGAAUGAGAACGGGACGAUGAAGAUUGAUAAGUGGGCGUAG
Molecule: messenger RNA, 1629 nt
Organism: Coniosporium apollinis CBS 100218
Lineage: Eukaryota; Fungi; Ascomycota; Dothideomycetes
Product: acetyl-CoA hydrolase
Exons: 4
Coding region: 1-1629 (542 amino acids)
Biological process (GO): acetate metabolic process
Cellular component (GO): mitochondrion
Molecular function (GO): acetyl-CoA hydrolase activity; acetate CoA-transferase activity
Source: RefSeq, a predicted model, not a curated record